GUCUCCUCUGUUCAGCGCAGUGGUUUGUUCCACAGACAGACUGUAACCUCCCCUCCCUGAGUCAGGUUUAUCUCAACUCCCAGGAAAUACAGCAGCGAAGACUGAAGUGUGAAAGCUGCCGAUCAAGAAACUGUGCCUCCGGAGUGGACGCUACUAAACGAUAGGGAGCCAUAGCUGAGAAGAACCAUCAAGUUGUCUGGAGUUUUCUCUCUCAAUCCUCUUCCAAUGGUUCAUUGGUUGAGGCCAUGGCCUCUCAGUCAGGCAACAUGAACCGUGAAGACCGGAAUAUGCUCCGUAUGAAAGAAAGGGAAAGGAGAAAUCAAGAAAUCCAGCAGGGAGGAGAGGCCUUUCCAGCUAACUCUCCCCUCUUUCCUGAACCUUAUAAAUCCUGCAAGGAAGAUAAACUCUCAAGUCGCAUCCAGAGCAUGCUGGGAAAUUACGACGAGAUGAAGGAGACCAUCGGUGAACCCCCAAUGUCCAAGCUCAUUCCCAAAGCCUCCAGCUCCUCCUCGGACGAUAAAUCCAGCCAGUACGGUGACCAGCGCGGAGGCACCCAGAGUCAGAACAGUAAAUGGACUCCUGUCGGCGGCAUCUCUUCCUCGUCCUGCUCGUCCUCCUCAACUUCUGCCCCCUCGCAGAAGCGCUCGUCCGUGCAGGGCAGCCACGGCAGCAGUCAACGUAGCGGCUCCAGCAGCGGCGGUCAACGGCACGAGCGAGACUACAGCAGCAGCAAGAAGUCGAGCAAGCACGGCUCCGAGCACAAAUCCCACUCCAGCCCAGCCAAGGGCUCCAUGAGCUCUGGCGGACACUCGCGCGGCCGCAACAAGUCGCCCAGGGACAGAGAAGCCAACUGGGACUCGCCCUCAAGAGUUCAUUCCUUCUCCAGUGGACAGCACCCCAGCCAGAGCUUCCCGCCCUCGCUCAUCAAACCCAGCUCCAUGAUCCAAAAACCCACCGCUUAUGUGCGACCCAUGGACGACCGGGAAACGGCCGAGCCCAAGACCUCCUCGGAGUCGUACGGCGGUCAAUCACACAGCAGUGCGGUGGGAGAAAUGAAGCCCAGUGGCAAGGCUUCCCUCACCAAGCUCAAGAUCCCAACGCAGCCAGUCGCUGGUCCAGUGGGAGAUGCGAGCUGUGUUGAUGAAAUUUUAAAGGAAAUGACUCAGGUCUGGCCUCCUCCGCUAACAGCCAUUCACACGCCCUGCAAGACAGAACCAUCAAAAUUUCCCUUCUCCACCUCCAAGGAUGCCCAGCACCUGUCUUUUGGGGCACAAAAAAAACUCUCAGGAAAGAGUGCGUCCACCAGUCACCCGUCUAAGCCGAGCGACAGCGACCAGAACACGCUGCAUGAAGAUCUGAAGCUCAGCAGCAGCGAAGACAGUGACGGAGAGCAAGACCCUGCUAAAAACCCCUCCCGAAACACCUCAACAAGUAACAACAGUAAUAACAGCGAGGCUCCUGAUCGAGACGACACCAGCAGUCACAGCGGUUCGGAGAGUAGCUCCGGCUCAGACAGCGAGAGCGAGAGCAGCUCUACAGACAGUGAGAACAACGAGCCACCUCGUCCUGCGUCACCCGAGCGGGAACAGCCCACGGCUAACAAAUGGCAGCUGGACAACUGGUUCAAGAAAGUCAACAAGUUGUCCCCAGCUUCUCCGGUGGAGAACAGCAGCACGACGCCAACAAAGUAUAAGAAAGAGGGGCGAGAAACCGGCUCCAGCAGGAUCUACAGUGGCCCGGGUUCAAAAGACGUGACGCCCUCUGGCGGGCGAGACCUUCGGCCAAACCAGAAGGGGCAAGACAGGCGAAGUCAGAAGUCUCCUGCUCAGAGUGAGGGGGGAAGUCAGGGCGGGCGGCGAGUGGUGGUGGGCAAGAAGCAGCCUAAAAAGCCAGAGAAGCCGCCAGUGGUUGAGGAGCCGAAGGGUGGGCUCAAGGUGGAGACCGAACCCUCGCCCGAGAUCCCGCCACACAGAGUCCGCGCGCCCAACAAAGGCCCCCGCAAACCCAACAUCAAGAAGGAGCCCAAAACCUCCUCUCCUCGACCGGCACAAGACAAACGCAAGAAAACGGCCAGCAAGUCCCGCGAGUUCAUAGAAUCCGACUCGUCAUCGUCGGACUCGGAGGGAAACGAAAGCGUCCCCUCGUCUUCGCAGACGCCGAGAGAGCAGUAUGCCGAGAACCCGUCUGUCCUGUUCUCGCCCAUGCUUUCCCCGCUGAGUGACCAAGAAGGGAGGCUGCUGUCCAGACUGGUGGUGCAGAUCGACCUCGGUCUGCUGUCCAGAGUGCCUGGUCGAGUCUACAAGGAAACGGAGGUGAAAGCGGAGAGGAGCUCCCCUCCCGAGGGGAAAGACUUCCAGAAACAGCCGGGAGAAAAGGCAGCCAGCAAGGGGAAGAGAAAGCACAAGGUUGGUGGAAGCUGUUUUGUGGGGAUUUUAUUUUGGGGUAUAUUUAAAGACACUGCUUCAGCACUUCUUUUCACCCUCUGCCAGAAACGCUCUGUUGUAGAUCCUAUCUUGUUAAACGCCCACCUUCCGAUCACCCAGUCUGUUGUGAUUGGUCAGCCCUGUUUGGUAAUCAUGUUAAAUGUUUUCUGUAGCUCAUCUAAGCGUGCUCAGGACAAAGAGAAGGAGUCUGCGCCCUCUCCUUCCAUCACGCUGCAGCGGACGCCCAAAUCAGAGCACCAGGGCCGCAAGCGGACGCUCAGCCAGUCCUCCGCCUCUGUACCCAGCAGCAAGAGCAGCUCCAACUCCAAACACCGCAAAGGCGACGACAAGCCCUUACGCAGGGAUGCCAAGGAGAAAAGCUCUAAAACAGAGAAUCCUAUUGCAGUGCCGCCUCUCUCUGAUGGCUCUAAAUCUAGAUCCAAACUCCUGUUUGAAGACAGGGUUCAUUCAGCUGAUCAUUACCUUCAAGAAGCCAAGAAACUGAAACACAACGCAGAUGCUCUGUUCUACAUUGAGAGCGACACAACAGGUGCUCUCCUCACACGAAGCACAUGGAUGGACCGGUUUGAGAAAGCCGUGUACUACCUGGAUGCUGUGGUGUCUUUCAUCGAGUGUGGAAACGCCCUGGAGAAAAGUGCCCAGGAGGCCAAAUCGCCCUUCCCCAUGUACGCAGAAACCGUGGAACUCAUCAAGUACACUAUGAAGCUGAAGAGCUACCUGGCGCCGGAUGCAACCUCUGCAGACAAAAGGCUAGCGGUGCUGUGCCUGAGGUGCCAAGCGCUCCUGUAUUUGAGGCUCUUCAAGCUACGCAAAGAAAGUGCACUGAAAUACUCUAAAACGCUCACUGAACACUUGAAGAAUUCGUUGAGUAAUACCCAAGCUCCGUCUCCUGGAGUAGCAAAUAAAACGGCGGGAAUGCCGUCUCCGGUCUCUCCUAAACUGUCUCCUGGCAGUGCGGGCAGCUACUCCUCCAGCAGCUCCAGCCAGAGCACCAGCUCCUCCGUCACCAUCCCCCAGCGCAUCCACCAGAUGGCAGCCAGCUACGUCCAGGUCACCUCCAACUUCCUCUACGCCAUCGAGGUGUGGGAGCAGGCCGAACAGCUCGCCAAAGAGCAGAGAGAGUUCUUCUCUGAACUGGACAAGGUUAUGAGCCCGCUCAUCUUCAACACCAGCAGCAUGACUGAGCUGGUGCGAUUCACGCGGCAGGGCCUGCACUGGCUACGACUGGACGCCAAGCUCAUACAGUAGAGCGGCCCUAUCCGCGCUCUAUCCGUAGCCCAAAACACUCACACUCGAUCUGCCUCGGACAUCUCUGUGACACUGUGUUCAUUUCUACACCAGCUUGCCAAAAAUGGAAGCACUCAGCGUCCCGCCCCUCCACCGCAAACCCUAUGAAUAUUCAUGAGAGGGGCGGCAGCCAAACCACACAUCUGUCAGAGCGCUCAUACACUGCAUCGUCCUGCUCAUAUCAUCGGCUUGUUUAGCUAAAAAAAAGCCUGGUUUCUUACUUUGACUGUCUUUUUUGUUAAUUCUCUUCUAGCUGUAAGCAAACAAGAAUAAUAAUUGGAUGUUUAUAGCUUUUUAUUUCAACCAAAGUACCUCCCUUUAACCAAAGGUGCUUUAAAAUUGAGGUUUUCUCCUUUUAUCAUUUUAUCGUGCCUUGUAUUUGAUAUACAGGAAACUAACUAUCUUGAAAUACCCAUCUAGAAAGGUUUGGAGCUGAAAGAACAGCAUGCAGCGCUUGUAUACCAGACCAAAAGACUGUUCGGCACCAUAUCAAGGCAUUAGUACUAAUCUGUUAUUUAGGUUUUUGGCCUGGCUCAUCCACAGACGCCACAUCAGAGUAAGUCAUGUUUAGAGCCUGUCUUAUUUGUAUACGUCACUACCACGAACACCGAGGCCAAGAUUUUUAUACGAAAUGUAGCGCUCGCAUAGGUGUCACUUUCUCACUCUUGAUUUUCUGGUAUUAAACGCAGGAGUAUUUUAUUACCGUGGCUCAGCCUAAUAAAGAUUUUAUUUAGAUAAGUUCCAAGUUGCGUUUUCACUCUUGGGCAUGGAAACAGGGUUGCAAUAUGAGAUGAGAGACGUAUUUCUAUUGUAUAUGAAAAUAUGAUAUUUAAAUAUUUAAUGUGAGUCUUGAGGUUGCCGUUAUAGUGUCAUAGUCACCUGUGUGUCGCAGUUCUUUUAAAAGACAGCAGUCAUGUGAGGAUAUAUUUAUGUGUUCUGUUGAGAAUAGCAGUUUAUGUAUGUACAUAGUCAUUUUAGCACAGCAAUCCAUACACUCAGUAAAUCAGAUCGAACCUUUGAGAUGUUUCGCACCAGAAAGAGGAAGGUGGUAAAGUGAGAAGUCAAUCCACCGUAUAUGAAACGCUGGAAACUUAGCAUCUCUUGCACUAGGAUCUUUCCUCUAAUUGGCUCCUAAACUUUUUUUUUUUUUUUUCUGUCUAUGCAGAUGUUUUUCUUGCUCGUUUGUUCAGUAGCUAACGAGGACUCCUGCCAAUUGAAAUUUUCAUCAGUUAAAACCUGAUGGCUUUAAUGGCUGGCGACUAGAUAUAUCACUGAUGUGCUACCUUGCAGAAUACAUCAUUUUGAUUUAGAGAGUCAGUAAAUACAUUGUGCUUUAGGGGUGAGGUCUGAUAAUUGUGCUUUUAUGUAAAUGAAUCCAUGCACUAAUGUGAUUUAUGUACCAGAUUCAUGAUAAGAAAGCAACUGCAUAUGAAUAUGGGUUGUUAAAAUGAUUUUCCCAUGGCCUUUUUGCUUCUCCAGACAUGAAGUUGUUGUGCUGUGUCUGUUUUCAUCUUUUCUACUAGAAUUCAAGAUAGUGCUUUUAGAGGUGACUGAUUGAUUUAAAUCCAUCUUUAAUUUUCUUUGUGAUCAUAAUAACUGUACCCAGGGUGAGAGGUUUUUUUUUGUCCAGUUGAAAAAUAACACUCGCAUGUUUCUAUUUAAAUACUAAGCUGUACAGAUGUACAUAAAAAUUCUCUUUUAGGGUAAAUUUUUACAAUGAUUUAACAUUUGUAUUAAUUGUAAAUAGAAUGUGAAUAUAUUAAAUGCACAUUUUCAUUACUGAAGAUUUGUUUUGUUUUUCAACAGAACACUGUAUGUUAGUGACGUCAUGUUCAGAUUCCCUGUGCUAUAUGAACAAGGCUUUCUGUCAUUUAAAUGGUGAUGUUGAAAUGGGCUAAAUGCAGUUGACUAGAAGAAAGAUCUGCCAUUAUUGACAUAGGACUGCUGUCUAAACUUGAAGAGAGGAACUUCAUCGUUUUGAGCGGUUCUAGAUGUCUAUGUAGUACUCAUUUUCGAGUGAUCUCAAAACAAUCAUUGGCAAGCAGUAUAAAAUCAAUUUAGUUUUAAAAGUAUUGACGAUGAAAUCUACAUA
Molecule: messenger RNA, 5823 nt
Organism: Sinocyclocheilus anshuiensis
Lineage: Eukaryota; Metazoa; Chordata; Actinopteri; Cypriniformes; Cyprinidae
Product: AF4/FMR2 family member 4-like
Exons: 20
Coding region: 246-3692 (1148 amino acids)
Biological process (GO): regulation of gene expression
Cellular component (GO): super elongation complex; nucleus
Source: RefSeq, a predicted model, not a curated record